AUGCAAACGUCUCAGAAACAUCACAGUGCAGCUGGACUGCACAUGCUGUAUCCUCAAGUCUACUGUUCGUCUCAGUUCCAAGUGAUAGACAACAAGAACAACAACAACAGUGGCUUCUCUGACAUCCCAUCCAAAGAAAGCUUCUUCACUCUCGAGUCCUCCACUGCCUCUGCUGGUGGUAGCCUUCCUUCCUAUAGCGACUCCCCUUCCGUGAGCAUCACAUCUGGCCCGAGUCCGUUUUCUCCUCAGGGCUCUCACUCCUGCAUCUCCGAUCUCCAUCCUUCCCCUGACAAUCCCUUGUCUUCUUCUUCUUCUUCUUACGAAUAUGACGAAGCCGGUUUCAAGAGCAAAAUCCAAGAACUCGAGGUCUCGCUGCUGAGCUGUGAUCCCAAAGCUGAACAAGACUCGGGUCUCAGCUCCAAGUCGUGGAACUGGGACGAGCUCCUGGCGCUGACUCCACAGCUGGACUUGAAAGAAGUGCUCGUGGAAGGCGCUCGUGCGGUCGCCGACGGGGAUUUCGCUACAGCGUUUGGAUUCAUCGACGUCUUGGAGCAGAUGGUGUCGGUCUCAGGGAGUCCGGUCCAACGGCUAGGUGCUUACAUGGCAGAAGGGCUUAGAGCAAGGCUUGAAGGCUCUGGGGGCAAUAUAUACAGAGCCUUGAAAUGCAAUGAGCCAACGGGAAGAGAGCUCAUGUCUUACAUGGGCGUCCUCUACGAGAUCUGCCCUUACUGGAAAUUCGCCUACACGUCUGCGAAUGCUGCCAUCUUGGAAGCAGUUGCUGGGGAGAGCAGAGUCCACGUCAUCGAUUUCCAGAUCGCUCAGGGGUCACAGUACAUGUUUCUCAUCCAGGAGCUUGCGAAACGUCCUGGUGGGCCUCCGUUGCUGCGUGUGACUGGUGUGGAUGAUUCACAGUCGAGGUAUGCUCGUGGAGGAGGGCUCGGCUUGAUAGGUGAGAAGCUCUUGAAGAUGGCGGAGUCGUGUGGUGUGCCCUUUGAGUUUCACGAUGCUGUCAUGUCAGGGAGCCAGGUGCAGCGAGAGCAUCUUGGAGUGGAGCCUGGCUUCGCUGUUGUUGUGAACUUCCCGUACGUGUUGCACCACAUGCCUGACGAGAGCGUGAGCGUUGAGAACCACAGAGACAGGCUGCUGCAUCUGAUCAAGAGCCUCUCGCCGAGGCUCGUGACGCUGGUGGAGCAAGAGUCCAACACCAACACCUCGCCGUUUCUGUCACGGUUCGUGGAGACGCUUGAUUACUACACGGCCAUGUUUGAGUCGAUAGAUGCGGCGCGGCCGCGGGAUGAUAAGCAGAGGAUCAGCGCGGAGCAGCAGUGUGUGGCGAGAGACAUAGUGAACAUGAUUGCGUGUGAGGAGUCGGAGAGAGUGGAGAGACACGAGCUGCUGGGGAAGUGGAGGGUGAGGAUGAUGAUGGCCGGGUUCAUGAGCUGGCCAGUGAGCACGUCAGCAGCGUUUGCAGCGAGUGAGAUGUUGAAAGGUUAUGACAAAAACUACAAACUUGGAGGGAGUGAAGGAGCGCUCUAUCUCUUCUGGAAGAGGAGACCUAUGGCUACAUGUUCAGCUUGGAAGCCAAACCCAAACCAGAUUGUGUAG
Microthlaspi erraticum is the source of this 1605-nucleotide messenger RNA. The record is from the annotation of a GenBank genome assembly. Lineage: Eukaryota; Viridiplantae; Streptophyta; Magnoliopsida; Brassicales; Brassicaceae.